Messenger RNA from Aspergillus versicolor CBS 583.65, 877 nucleotides. RefSeq lists its product as uncharacterized. The transcript is spliced from 2 exons. The record is from RefSeq and is a predicted model, not a curated record. Lineage: Eukaryota; Fungi; Ascomycota; Eurotiomycetes; Eurotiales; Aspergillaceae. Bases 43 to 522 code for a protein of 159 amino acids.
GGCACACCCCGAUUCCAGGUAUUUAGACAUCACCAAUCUCGGAUGUAUGCUGCGUUGUGGAGGUUCUGUAUCUACGUCCCUUCAUUCGUUUCCACUCUAUAUUCGAAACUUUGCGAUACCAUUGUCCGGCUGAUAGCAGAGCCGCCUCCGCCACCACCACCACCACCACCACAACUACCACCUACACCCACACCUACAGAGGAAACGCCUCUCUUAGCUGAAAUGACCGACCCUUACAGCAACACUGACCAACGGGAUGACGAGAACGAGCUCCAGCUUGAUACUGGAGCCGAUGACCCCAAAAAGGGUACGGGAAAGAAAACUAAACCCUUGAUCGAGGAUGAGGCUCCACCUGUUGGCCCUUGGGGAAACAGAGGUGUGACAUCUCGUAAGGCUGGUACGAAGAGGCCGCCAGAGAAGGACUCCAGUCUGAAUGUUCGGAUCAAUCUGGAUCUCAGGGCGGAUGUUGCGUUGGAACUGCACGCUGUUCUUCAGGGUGAUGUUACUAUCGGUUUGUUUUAAUGUGCUGGCUUGUACACUGUCUACAUAAACGUAGGUUUUCGAAAUAUAAUUGACGAAUAAUGCAAUUGUUUCAAAUCACACUGGCAAGACAUCCCGGUACAAUGGGCUUGCAGCAUGAUAUUUUGAACUAUAAUUUACUUUUAACAGCGUGGUAACUUCCGAGUCUUCAUUCCAGUGUAGCACUCUAAGGAUACUUCAAUGUUAAUACUCUGGUUAUCCCCAAUCACAAUUCUAGCUAGUGUUGCUGAUCUGUAUACCCUCUAGUACGUAAAGCGAAAAUGCGGAUGCGAAUCCCCCAGAUUGCCCACCUCCUGCUCAUCAAGGCUCAGCAAGUAAUCGCGCUUCCCCUGCCCAC